AUUUCGUUCCUUGCUGUGUUUUAAGCAUAGACACUGCGGGCGGAGGAGAGUGUUCACAAUGUGGCUCUAACAGCAGUAAUACUUUUUUCUUUUCUGUAGGCUGUUAGGGUUAUAUAACGUAUUUCUAUAAUAUUAUACUGAAGACAGACAGUUCAGUGGUCUGAAAACUGAGAAUUCCACAUUUAACGCGAAGGCUAGCUCAUAAGCUACUAGCUAACUUUUAACGUUAGCUAUGGAGGAGAGGAAAGAGGAGGGAGAAGCGGAGAUCCAGGAGCACGGCCCCGAACACUGGUUCUCCAAAUGGGAACGGCAGUGCUUGGCGGAAGCAGAGCAAAAUGAUCCAAACGAAGAGGAGACCGAACAAAGUCAGCAGAAGCUGUGGCACCUCUUUCAGAACUCAGCCACUGCGGUGGCACAGCUCUACAAAGAUCGAGUAUGUCAGCAGCAAGGCCUCUCUCUCUGGGUGCCCUUCCAGAAUGCGGCCACAGCUGUCACCAAUCUGUAUAAAGAGAGUAUGGAGGCCCGUCAGCGGAGCUAUGACCUCGGCAUCCACUUAGGCCACCAGCGCAGAAAUAAGGAGGUGAUUGCAUGGGUGAAGAAGCGCAGAAGAACUAUCAGGCGAGAAGACCUCAUCAGCUUCCUAUGUGGCAAAGUUCCACCUCCACGGACAGCUCGCACCCCGCAGAGAGUGUCUACAAGCCGACCAUCGCCUCCAGAGACGGUCAGCUCUGUGGAGACCGACCUGCAGCCUUUCAGAGAGGCCAUUGCACUGCACGGUCUCAGUGGUGCCAUGGCCAGUAUUUCUGUGCGCUCUGGUCCUCCUGGAUCCCCGACUCACCCUGCCCAGUCCCUCAGUCGUCGUAGGAACGGUCUUCAUGAUAUGGACCUCAACACCUUCAUAGCUGAGGAGAUGGCACUCCAUUUAGAUUCCACUGCCAACCGUAAACGAGGCCCCGCCCCCUGUAGUGAUGUCAUCACAGACUCACCCACUCAUAAACGUAACAGGAUGCUCUGAACUUUUCCUACACAACUGAUCCCUCCUCUGUCCUCUCCUUGGUGGCUGACUGGACAGCUGAUGGAGACUAAUGCCUUGGCCAACGAUGGAAAUCUUCCUCCUUAGUUGCAAUGCUACAAAUAAAGAAAAGCGUAACUAUUAUCAGCCUACAUAUUUAGCCUCUCCUUUAUUUUCCCAUCGCCCGUACUUUGUCAACAGGAAAUGUGUUGUUGUCACACAUCUUCAACACGGCAGAGUUCUGUUUUUUUCCCCAGCAAAUUUACUUUUCUGUUUGUUUGUUUGCCCUCAGCGCAUCUGAUACUGAAGCACUUGAAAUCCAUAAAUUUCAGAAUGUUGCAUUGAAACCUUGUUUGGACGGGCUUCUUUGUGCUUCACAUUUGAUAGUCAGAUAAACCCGAUUGUUGCCUACUGUUUGCAGUUCUCUUUCUCUCUCUCUUCAAGCGUACUUCUUUCUCUGUGGAGUGCUGGCCAAACCAGACUGGACUAAACACCGGGCUCCUUGGGAGGCCGACCCGCCUCCCUGCUGUGUGGCUCGACUCAAAAGCGCUUGUCAGUAUGUGUGUCAUUCUGCUGCUGCUCUGUGUGUUUGCGUAUCUGAUGGCAGAACUGCCACUUACUGUGUUGUACUUGUCUUCACCUUUGAGAAAGCUGCUACACUAUCUCUGGUCCUUGUGCAACAGUGAGUGUGUGUGUGUCUGUGGAUGCAGGGUUCUGGAAAAUCUGGCAUCCUCUUGACCGUAUUAUUUCUUCUUUUACUUAAAUUCAUCCCCUUUCUAUUUUCCUUAGUUGCUCUUCGCUGCCCAAACCAGGGUUUUAUCACAAAGCAGGUCAGUCCGAUUCACUGGGAUGAGUGGGGCGACGGGAUGGAAAAUAGACAUGGAUUCUAAGCAAAGCUUUCUCUGAACGAGUACCUUUGUCCUGCAUUCUCAUUUGCAAUUUUAUAGCCACACUGUUACCUAUUGUCAAGUUUACAAACAUACAAAUGCGCACAGUUUCCACAUCACCAUCCAUACACACUUUGAGUGACUGCUUAUUUCUUUCUUGCAUUACAGGCAGUAACAGUGUUUCAGAGCUUUUUGCUUUUUAAACUCUAUGUUUGCAUUUGACCUAUUAAUAUGAGACUGUUGCAUUGCAUCUUUUUGCCUCUUGAUUUUUAAGAUUUACAACAAUUCUACACUCGUGAUCUCAGCUUUAAACCUAGAAAAUUACAAGGGGCAGUUACCUGUGUACUGAUAGAGGCCGAUGGCUGUGAUGUUUUAUUUUAUUUAACUAGCUCACGGACUAUUGGGUGUGUUGGUACAGCAGAACACUUGUUUUUGCUCGUUUCACACACUGCUUUGUGAUACAAUCUUGUGUAAUGUGUGUAAAUAACAUGUAGGUGCUGUUAUAUGUAGUACAUACUGUAAAAAAGUCCAAAAUCCAUUGGGAUGUCCAUGUACAAUAAUGGUUCUGACAAUAAAGAAAGUACAAAUGUUUGA
Molecule: messenger RNA, 2493 nt
Organism: Amphiprion ocellaris (clown anemonefish)
Lineage: Eukaryota; Metazoa; Chordata; Actinopteri; Pomacentridae
Gene: hapstr1b
Product: HUWE1 associated protein modifying stress responses b
Exons: 4
Coding region: 233-1015 (260 amino acids)
Source: RefSeq, a predicted model, not a curated record